CUGAAGGUACUUCGAACAACCAGUCUGAGACGUCCUAUUAAUCUGGUCCCCCUUGCUAACAUGUGCAGACCAUUGCCGACAGGCCUCACAUUGCAUUCUGGGAUACCUUCCGCCCUUUACCUGCUCUUAGCUAAUUAGUUUUUAGCCGUGCUCUUGCACAAUAAUCGGUCUUGUGCUGCUGCCUUCCCUCCCUGUUCUGAGGCAAGUGCUAGUUUGAGCACUUUUUUCCCCCGCCUGUGUGUCGUCCUUAUUCCCCUGUUUUUUAUCGUCCUCCAAAAGCCAUCCAAUUAAUAUGCUAAUGAGCUGAUAAAUAUUUAUAGGGAUUUAAAUUAUGCAGAAAGCUUUCAGAGCCUGGUGUGAAAUGCGCCGCUCGCAGGACUUCAAAGCCUUGCAUUGCUAACGAGGUAGGGGCAAAUUUGCAUACGGCUUUAAUCAGCUGAAUACUGAUUAUGCUUCAUUAUAGAGCUGGAGAUGUGGGGAGGGGGUGGCGGUUGGAGGAGACCGCCAGCUGCACUUGUCAUUUGUUUCAUUCCAGAAAGAGAGGUUGAACUUUUUCAGAAGUACAGACAAUCUUGGCGAGAGAGAGAGAGAGAGAGAGAGAGGUGAUGAGAGGGAGGAAUAGCAAAGUAGGCACUGUAAAAGGGAGAGGGGCAGCAAAGCUAAAAGUAAGAAAGUACAGAGAGAGGGAGAGCUGUUAGCCUGAACCCUGCUGGCUUCCCCAGUGUGUGUGUCCCAGUGUUGGUCAGUGGACCGUGUGGUGGACAGUGCCGCUGUGUCUGUGUGUCGCUCCGCUUGCCGCUGAUCAGUGGAGGGUGAAGAGUGGGAGGAGGAACAGAGCGCCGGACGCCCUGCCGGUGGGUUUGCCCGGCUGAGGCGAUUUCCCAGGCUAGUCUCUGCAGCCAUGCUCGAAAACCCAGCCGGAGCGAGCGCGGAUGCUAAAGUGAAUAAUCAGUCAGGAACUACUAAAUGUGCAAUGGAAAGUGGUGACGGGAACACCGGAAUCCAAAUCAAUGGGUUUGACUUUCAGAGGCAGACGGUGCCGACCACAAGUGCAAUCACGAAUGCACACGCACAAGCCAUCCUCCAACAGUCUAAGUCUGAAGACUCGAGCGCUCUUCCGACCUCCGUCCAGCAGAGCGUAUUGCCUCAAACUCAGCUAAUGUUGGCCGGGGGACAGAUUGCAGGAUUGACCCUGACCCCAGCGCAGCAGAUGUUGAUCCAGCAGGCCCAAGCUCAGUUCCUGGCUGCAGCCGUGCAGCAUUCAGCCAACCAGCAGAACGGCAUCACCGGGUCCAGCAUCUCGUCCCCCGCAGCCACACCCAUCAGCCAGCUGCCCCUGUCGCAGCCCAUCCAGAUCGCCUCUCAGCUACAGCCGCAGAAUCUCAGUCUGCCUCAGUUUGUCCUGCUGCAGCCCGGCCACCCGAUCGCCACACUACAGCAGCCUACGCAAUUCAUCAUCUCACAGCCAACACAGGCCCAACAGAGCAUAUUGCAAGCCCAGAGUCUUCUAAAUCUACCUCAAAGCCAAGCUAACCUCCUGCCGACUCAACAAAGCCUCACCCUUGCAACUCAGCCUGCCACUCCAACCCGCACAACAGCAUCCACACCCAUUCAGUCCUUAUCCCACACUCAGACGACAUCCAAGCGGUUGGACACGCCCACUAUGGAGGAGCCCAGUGACCUGGAGGAACUAGAACAGUUUGCCAAGAUCUUCAAACAGAGGCGCAUCAAACUGGGCUUCACACAGGGCGAUGUUGGCCUGGCCAUGGGGAAGCUAUAUGGAAACGACUUCAGCCAAACCACCAUCUCUCGCUUUGAGGCCUUGAAUCUGAGCUUUAAGAACAUGUGCAAACUCAAGCCAUUGCUGGAGAAGUGGCUCAACGAUGCAGUUUGUGCAGAGACCCUGACAUCGGACCAGUCCCUGUCCAGCCCCAGUGCCCUGGGCUCCCCGGGCAUGGGCAUCGAGGGGAUCAACCGCAGACGAAAGAAGAGGACCAGUAUUGAGACCAACAUCCGAGUGGCCUUAGAAAAGAGCUUUCUGGAGCAGAACCAAAAACCUACCUCUGAAGAGAUCACCAUGAUCGCCGAUCAGCUCAACAUGGAGAAGGAGGUGAUUCGGGUUUGGUUCUGCAAUCGCCGUCAGAAAGAGAAGAGGAUCAACCCUCCCAGCAGCGGAGGAGGGGGCUGCACCCCCAUCAAAACCCUCUAUACCCCCAGUAGCCCUUUAGUGGCCAGCACAGCAAGCCUUGUGAGCAGUCCAACUAUCAACACACCCACCACUCUGACUGUAAACUCAGUGAUGCCUCUCACCAGCACCAGCGUCUCCAGUUUGUCGUUCACAGGCACAAACACUGCGUCCGUCAUUUCCACGGCGCCGAUAUUCACUACCGCAAGCUCGCCGUCUCUAAGUCCCUCGCCGACGACCAUUCAGUCCGGUAACUCGGAGAGCAAGGUACAGACCAUCCUCAACCAGGUCCCGGCAUCCAUAGCCACCACUCUGGGGACGGGUCAAGUGAUGGUGUCGCCGUCGGGGCUGUCUGCGGCGCUGCAGGGCGCGCAGUUACCCGGCAGCUUCGCUGCUAUGGCUGCUGCUGCCGGGCUCAACUCGGGGCUGAUUUCAUCCUCCCAGUUCUCUCCGGGGGGUGCCCUGCUCAGUCUGACCGGAGGCCUUGGCGGCGGUCUGAGUCCUGCCCUCAUGAGCAACAGCACCUUGGCUACCAUCCAAGGUGUGUAUCAGUCUCUGGCUUCGGGUGGCAUCACUUCCCUGGACGGCAACCUGCUGUUUGCCAACACUUCUGGCACGCCGAUCUUCUUGACCCCCCAGAACCUGUCGGUGCUCACCAGCUCCCCCCUCAGCCUGGUGUCGGCUGGGCCAGGGGGGCUGCAGGUCACGUCUGAUGGUCAUCAUCAAUCCAGCGCGGCCACUGUGCCGGUGCAGGCCUCGACCAUCACCACUGCCUCCAAGGCUCAGUGAAGCCGGCUGGGCUGCGUCCAGGGUCGACGCCGUGUUUCCCCCAUCGUGCACUACUCUCACACCUCGUAGGGAGGCUGUUGGGUCUCGGCUCUGCGCCUCACUAACCACCCAACAUUCUUUCCACUGUAUCUAUCAUUAUUUUAUCCUUUUGCUGCCACCAAAAAGAAAAUGACCUCAAAUGAGGUUGAGGUUGACUUUUUUUUUUACCGUUUUAUUUUUUUCCCUGUUCCUUUUCAUGAUUCUUGGAUGUUUUUUUUUUUUCCCACCAACAGCAGCCAGAUGGACACUGUUGUUGACCUGCGGCUCCUCGUGAACCUUGAGAAAUGUCCAGGAAAAAAUAUAUAUAUCCUCGGCCCCAUCUAGUUGUUAACAUUUUGACACAUCAAAUUUCCAGGUCAGAAUUUCGUCUGAAAUACCAAAAACUUUACGAUUUUCCUCUUUAACAUUUAAACUGAACGAUUUACUACUAAUUUCACUAUAUUCAUCAUCACUAAUGGGGAUUUGUGUCACCCAAUCUUUGAUUAACUUAACACACUUUUUUAUUUCUUGUCUUUUUUUUUUUUUUUUAUACAUCUUCAGAACUUUGUAAAUCUAGUAAGUUUUUAUUUUAUUUUUAAUCGUGGUUAUAAGGCUUUAAAAACAAGUAAUAAGUGGCCGAUACAAAGGUUAUCACUGCUUUAAGGGUCGGAGGGGCGAGACGCGUCCCUCCGAGUCUCUCCUUCUGGAAACACUGAGUUUUACACUUUGCUGCGGUGGCAGAGUUGCUUUUGUAAACUGCGGUCUUCAGAGCGAUGGUGUUGUGGAUGGACGUCUGUUCGGAGAACUGUACAUUUAGUUUGGAGUCGGAGGUAGAGAAGUCUGCAUGUGUCGUCUACAGCUCGGGCAGAUGCCGAGAGUUGGCUAGCUGCAUGAUCCACAAGGCUGACCGGCCUGUUUUUUGGGGAGGACUAGUUGGGGGGGUGGUCAUCAUACCGAGUGUAUGGUGGCAUUGGCUAUGUAGGGUCUAUUGUAUUGUGUUCUUUGUUUUGUUUCUUUGAUAGUAGUACCGUCGUAUCUACUUGUGCACAGUAUCUGUACCAAAAAACUGGAUUGAUGAGCUGCAGUCUGCCUGUCUUGGGAGGAAUGGAUCGUUUUUAUUUUUCUGCAGUCAUUCGACUGGCUUACGUACUAAGAUAUACCAAAAAUAUUUGUUCAAAUAAUUGCUGUGUGUAGUCGGUGUAGGGUUAGUGUAGUCAGUAUAUUUAUGAGUACAAAAUCUCUCUUCUUGUCAACAGAAUAUAGAAAUGCAAUAUUUUUGAUUACUUUCCAAAGAUUACCUUUUUUUAUUAUUUGACAAAGUGUCUCAUCGCUCAACUUUUGAAUUGGCAGCACAACUGACCAGAAAGAGGGUGAUUGGUGGGUUGGGGCAUGAGAACGUUUAUUUUAUUUUCAUCACUGGGGCCUCGCCCCCUAACGCCUGAUCUUGGUUAUCGCCCGGCCAUUUGAUUUCACUUUCCUUUUUUUUAGUAGCAGUUUUUGACUUUUCUGAAGCGUUCAUGGAAGAGUUUUGGGUUUGUACUAAAAUUCAGCCAUAAAACAGCAGCUUAAACCAAAGUGGUUUUCCUCAGUAGUUUCUGUACCUGUCCGAGCACGCAAGUUGACUUGCGUUGUUCACGCUAUCUCUAUUCCCCACACUGCUGAAUUAUUUCCCCUGUUGUCCCACCGCCGUCGUUGCCGGAUAACCCUGAUUUGUUGCUGCUGGAUAAGGAUCACAGAAACUUUAGCUUUAACAACUUGCUGCUGGAACUCCUGGUGCAGAGGAGCUGUUGAAAGGCACGCUUGCUCCCUUAUAGCUUUAUGACCACACAGGCUUUGUGGUUCAGACCUCCUGUCUAAUAGAAACGUAUGAAUUGGGCCUUCAAAUAACCAAAUACUAUCCCUCCUCUCAGCGCCGCCAUUCUGAGCCAGCAUGCUAUGGGAAAUAUAUAUAUCCCGCUCUCUAAAUCUGCCUGUAGAAUAAUGAACCAAAGUCGACCAAACUACACGCGCAACGUAGCCUCGCUGUGCUACAUCCAAAAAACAAACAAAUCACCACGGCGAUGAUAUCACCGAGACCGUAAGCAGCGUGAUCUGUCACGUGUAUCCUCUAGUGUACUUUUCUUUUGAAUUAUUUUGACAGAAUAUACCUCAGCAGCACUUAAACAUAAGGUUCACCUUUAGGCAUUUCUGUGUAUAGAACCAUGUAGAAUGUGUAAUCAUUGUCUGGCUCACCAUUCAAACUUUAUACUGAUAAACCACAUAUAAAAAGACAACCUACUACUGCUAUUUUCUAGUACUACUAUUUAUGGGGUAUUUCCAGGUUUAAUAUUAUUUUGAGAUCCUUCUUGCCAAAGUAAAAGCCUUUCUCUUUGCAGCUAGGCAGGUGUCCGGCUGCUGGCCCCGGCGGGCCUAAAGGACCCGGUCCUGUUCCAGUGCUGUUUGUAGUUACUAAAGAGUCGAACAUGUGCUCGCAAGAUAAACCAGUGGCCAUCGGCACCAUAGGAUGUUACUGAGAUAUUUAUCUGAAUUGGAGAAACAAUUUUUUCUUAAUUCUACACAUAUAAAUAUAUAUAUAUAUAUAUACCCUUGUAAGAUAUUCAUAUUUUAUAUUUGAACCAGUAUGUUAUCAAGACUGAAUGUAGUGUUUAUCAUGCUUACUCGAAAAAGAGAAAAAAAACUCCCCUCAAUCUUUUUAUUUUUUACUAUUGCAAGAAUCUUUAUCAUUUUUUUUAUUCACAAAAACUGACGACCAAAAACGAGAAUACACCUGAGACCGCUCCUCUGGUGCGCAUGACACCUGCAGGGUCUUUUAAUGGGAAGCUCCUGACUGAAGCAUCUGAUCUUAAUCUUUUAAUAGAUUCUUUUUUUUUUGUCGUGGACUUGAUUUGUUGUGCUGUCUUUAACAAUCAUUUAAAAUAUUUUUUAUAUUACUUUAUGCCUUAAUUGUUUUGUAUAGUGUGAGAGGGCAAGAUCACUGGCUUUCUUAGUUUGACAAAGAAGAUUAACAUUAUCAUUUAUGCCUUAUUGUUACGUAGAAGACAUGAGCAUUGUAGCAUUGUUUUUGUGUGAGUGUGAGAGAGAGUGUGUGAGAGAGAGGUGAGCUCACCUGGUGCAUUGUUUUUACUGUAACAAAACGGUGUACUUUGGGCAUCUUAGGAGCUUGGGAUGAUUAUGUUGCUACCGAUGUUUUUAGGUGUGACUCAAACAGGUGGAAGAUACCUGUAAGAAAAGCUUUACUAAUAAUUCUAAUAAAGUGUGUGUGUUUGUGUGAGAGAGUGUUUGAGUAUCUUAUAAAGAGAGAAUCAGGAGAGCAGUCUGCAAACCCUUAUGGUGCAUUUCCAUCUGUCAUUGGGUGUCCAAUAGUGAUUUUCGAAGCAUGGUGAGGCAUCACAGUGCUUUUUGUCCAGAGAAGAGGAGGGUGGGGAGGGGGGGUACUGAUUAACUAAAGUCCAAAGCGUUUAUGGUUCAAAGUCCAGUUUGGGGUCCCAGUUGGACGGUUUAAUCUUUACAAAUGAUCCUAACUGUCAAGUGUCGUGGUUUCUGCCGGUGGCGUCCAGAGAUCCAGAGAAUUCUCGAUGCUCUCGUGGAUCGGCCACACUGGCUUCUUUUUAAGGUUGACAAAAGGAACUGUGGAGCCACGGUUAAGGCGAUGAAGGCUGUAUACCUCAUUUCUAACUCGAGACUGAGUGAAACACGCUUUAAUCUACUAAUGACAUAAAUGAAAUAUAUUAAAAAUAUAUAGAUAUAAGAACGUUAAAGAUGAAUACAGAAGCUUGUGUCGGCGGAGAAGCCCGUUCAUACCUGUACUUUGUGAAGGCUUGUGGGAAAUGCCACCACACGGGGGAGACAGAUCACAUACCAGUGCUCCUGAAUGUUUUUCUUUCACAAUUUGGUGUUUUUAUGCUGCACACUGAUGUAUAUUUCAGCAUCGGGUGGUAAUGAUUUGUUGUUACUUGAGAUUUAGGUUUAUUUGAGUAUAUUGUAUUCCUUUACUGUUUCAAAGUCACUUUUUGUCAUAAAUAGACGACCCCUCCACGUUUGAACACUUUAAGUUUGACAAUCCUGUUUUGUUGUUUUUUAUUUUUAUUUUUCCCCUCUGACCAAGUACAGGUAUGUACAUGCCUUUCCCACACGACGGCGCUCACGCUUUCCUGUGGUACCAACAUUAACCAAAGACUCCUAACUUGAUUGUAUAUGAGCGAUGCUCGUCUCGGCCCCUCCCCCCUCGACGCUCGGCAUCAGUUCCCGGCUGCGCGCUCUCCACCGUGUCCUCGAUUCAUCUGUAAAAAGUUUGCUUUUAAUUACAUGCGAAUGUGUAUCCGCCCCGGAAACACUCGGCGGUUUCAGUGCCUGUGGGUGGGGACUAAAGAAGCAGGGGGUGGGCACCGGAGACUGAGCGGGCUUCUCCGAAAGACACACCAACCAAUCUGGUGGUAGCUGGGUGGCGUUUGUUAAUACACACUGAGGGUCAACCCUGUGCACACUGAACAUGCUCAGGACUCAUCACCACUCCCCCUGCCUCCAUUGCGCUCUCUCUCUCUCUCUCUCUCUCUCAAGGACUGUGGUGUGAAUCCUAUACCUGCCUCGCUCAGUGUGUCCGUCUCUUCCUCGUCAUCUUUACACUGUAUAGUCCAGAACAUGGACCCUGUUGUCUCCAUGAAUACACAUCCUGCGGCCAGGUUUUGACUCUCACUGCUGUGUCCCCCCGUCCCCCAUGUCGUCUCUUCACUACGGACUCUUCUCAGCUGUGACACUAUGCAUCACGGUCCUUCACUCUGCAUGGACUGUGGCCCUCCGGCUAAGACCUCUGGCCGACAGGCUUCAGUGACACUUUGUGUAAUGCUUUACUCCAGGUGAGGUUGUAGGACCUCACAAGCGCGAUCCCAAAGCAAAAAUCCAAAUAUUUACCUUUUGGCAACUGCAGAUACCAAAGAUAUCUCUCUGUCCUGUGUCUUUCUCUGUUUUCGCUCCCUUCCACCCUGCAGCAUGUGUAUUAGGAGACAAACCCAGCACUGGCUCUAGUCCUAGCCUCAGUAAUUCCAAAGCUAGAUGUAUAUUUUGGUAUAUUUCCAGGAAGAACUUGCGUGGAAAGCGUCUCGUUUGUUUGUUGUAAUCUUUUUAUUUUCUGUCACAGCAUGGAACUAAUUGCAGAACUGUCUUACUCUUGGUAGGUUAAAGAUAAUGUAUUUUUGUAUGUUUUGGGAUUUGUCAUGUGUGUGAUUAUCAGUUCACAGCCUAAGUGACCAUAGCUUUCAACAAGGAAAAAUAAAAACAAAAAAAAGGAAACGCCAACCAUGUAAAUAUUUUGUCUGUGUAUCUCAAGAACUGCAUUCUGUAAAACAUUUACUACUCGCGUGGAAAGCAUGGGCUCCUCUAAAGCAAUGUUUCCCCAAUUUAUUGUCCCUUUUUCUUAUUCUGACGUCUUCUAGUAAUUGUCUCUGCAGGAGUCUUAACGUAAAGAAUCCUGCUUUCCAUCAUUGACAAAUCGCUGAGACACACUGCUCCAAAAUGACGAAUAAGGAAAAUAAAACCAAACUAAACUGCCUCCAGUCAUGGCGGCGAAGAACUCAAAGGUUGUGUAGGAGUUUUAAGUAUGUGAAUCUCGAUACUUAGUACAUUUUGAUGCAUUUGUCUGCUGUAUUUUUGUUGGUUUUGUUUUUAUACACAUAUUAAAAUAACAUUUUACUGUAACUGUACAGUUCUCUUUUGUUGUAAACAUCAUUAAAACAUUUUCCAAGUGUU
Messenger RNA from Pungitius pungitius (ninespine stickleback), 8734 nucleotides. It is a transcript of the gene pou2f1b, whose product is annotated as POU class 2 homeobox 1b. Gene Ontology annotation, biological process: regulation of transcription by RNA polymerase II. The record is from RefSeq and is a predicted model, not a curated record. NCBI's taxonomy places the organism in Eukaryota, Metazoa, Chordata, Actinopteri, Perciformes, Gasterosteidae. Gene Ontology annotation, cellular component: nucleus. The transcript is spliced from 15 exons. Gene Ontology annotation, molecular function: RNA polymerase II cis-regulatory region sequence-specific DNA binding; DNA-binding transcription factor activity, RNA polymerase II-specific. The coding region runs from base 902 to 2974 and encodes 690 amino acids.